UACAUCGUGGUAACCAUUGUUCAGAUUCCCACAGCUUGAACCAAUGCGAGAGUAAUAAAUCUGAGAAAAUUCCUGAGGAAUAACAUCAGGGCGGGAGUCUGGCUGUCGCCUUUGUGUGCCUUUAAAAAGCUUCUUGCUCUUCAGUUUGGGUAUCGCAGAGAGCAGCAGACGCCUGCCAACACCAUCCCCCAGAUCAGGGCAGUCAGGAGACACUCUCUCCACCUUCAAGGCAGACAGCACUCUGAUCAGGAGAGAAAAACACUCGCUGAACGCAGGAUGAAGAAGAAGUUGAUCCUUGACUUGGACACAGGGGUGGAUGAUGCUCAGGCCAUCAUGGUGGCCCUCACAGCCCCCGAUGUGGAGGUUUUGGGGAUCACCUGCUGCCACGGGAACACGCCCCUGGAGAACGUCCUGAAGAACACGCUGCGCGUCCUGAAAGUCUGCAACAGGCUGGAUAUCCCGGUGUUUCGUGGCUGUGCGGAGCCCCUCGUGGAUAAAAAACGCCACGCUGGGGAUUUCCACGGGAAGGACGGGCUGGGCGACGUCCCGGAUCCUGACGCUCCAGGCCUGGAGCUGCUGCAGGAGCAAAAAGCUUCAGAGGCUAUUGUCAGGAUGGUGAAGGAAAACCCUGGAGAGGUGACUCUAGUGGCCACGGCGCCCCUCACUAACCUGGCAGAAGCGGUCCAACUGGAGCCUUCCUUACCGGAGAAGCUGAAGGCGCUCUACAUCAUGGGAGGAAACUGUGAAUCCAGAGGUAACACCACGGUGUGUGGAGAGUUUAACUUCGUGGCCGACUCCGAGGCCGCACACACCGUGUUGGACCGCUACACCUGCCCCACCUACAUCGCCACCUGGGAGUUCAGCUGCAGGAACAGCCUGCCAUGGUCUUUCGUUGACGUUUGGUUGGCCCAAGACACCGACAAGGCUCGCUUCAUGGACAAGAUUUCCCGCCACACCAGGAAGAUGGUCCAGACUGAGCGGUAUCAGAAGGAGCUGGUUGCAGGACCCGGGUUCAACUCCUGUGACACCUACGCCUUGGCUGCAGCCAUCGACCACACUCUGGUGACGGAGAGCGAAGAGGUUGCGGUGACGGUGGAGUUGGAGGGGACCUACACCCGGGGCAUGAUGGUGCUGGACUACAUGGACCUGCUGAAGAAGACGCAUAAGGCCACCAUCCUGAAGAAAGUGGACUUGGAGCGGUUCAAACAGAUGUUGAUGGAUGCGCUGAAAUAAACUUCUGAGCCACGCUUCAUCUUUACAGGUCACACAUAUUCAGAUAAACGAUUCCACGUUCAGUCCACAGCACAAAGAACUCAAUAUAAGCCGGAGCACCCACAUUUCUUGAAGUAGCAAGCAGGAUGAUGAGAUGUUUCGUUUUUUUUAACACUGAAGUCACUCUGUAGGUAAUAAACUCACUGUAAUUUCUCUCGGAAAAGUCGA
Larimichthys crocea (large yellow croaker) is the source of this 1440-nucleotide messenger RNA. Its product is annotated as inosine-uridine preferring nucleoside hydrolase. NCBI's taxonomy places the organism in Eukaryota, Metazoa, Chordata, Actinopteri, Sciaenidae. The transcript has 8 exons. The coding region runs from base 277 to 1233 and encodes 318 amino acids. Gene Ontology annotation, molecular function: hydrolase activity, hydrolyzing N-glycosyl compounds. The record is from RefSeq and is a predicted model, not a curated record.